CUCCGUCACGCCGAUCUCCGAUCGUUGUAAAUGUGCUGGUUAGGCCUCGAAACAAUUGCUUCAGGCAUCCUAAUUAUCUUAGAUUGCCAAGGUCUCUAUUCGGACAUCUCCAUGUUGCAAACAUGACAUACCUGGGCGCAGAGUCGUCCAAGGAAAAGGAAACAUCGCAGAUCGAGAAAGAUCGAAAACGCCAUUGCUGGGAAUGUCUCCGCCGCCGCCUAGUCUGCGACUCGACACGUCCUGUAUGCAACAGAUGUUCUAUUCGUGGGCUCGUAUGUCUUGGAUAUGAUAAUGUGAAGCCCUUGACGUUCCUCGCGCCAGGAAGAGUAACAUCUCGGAAUCGGAGGGCUAAAGGGACCGCAUCUCAUAAACUAGAGAACGAUCACCAUGAAUUAACGACCAGGACCAGGCCAACGCUGUCACCCAGGACUGAGGAUGUGAUAAUUUCUCAUAUUGAAAUGAGAUCCGAGGCCUGUGAUAUAAUUCAGGCUGUACAAUAUUGCAAGUAAAUAUGAAAAGCCACAUUUUGGAAAGGAAAAACUAACUCGCAUAGAUAAUACUUGCAUAUACCAAGACAUGAUAAAUCUCAACGAACUCGGGCCAACACCCCACUUAUAUCCUUCAGCAGUUGAUACCAUACUCUUAGUGAACUUUCUGUGUCUAGGAUUCUUUGAGUCGGGUUUCGGAGACAUUAACCACAUAUACCAAGACCACUAAUAGUUAUAAUUGAAAUAACUACAGCGAGGUGUGAGGCUCAUGGCUCCGACCUCUCCGCACUUCAUUCACAUAGGCAGAUUAAAGCAGCAAGUUUACGCAGCUGGCGAAGAUAGAAACCAUUAAAGGCCACAAAGUUAAGGCCACAAAGCAAAUCGG
Paecilomyces variotii is the source of this 873-nucleotide messenger RNA. RefSeq lists its product as hypothetical. Bases 123 to 509 code for a protein of 128 amino acids. NCBI's taxonomy places the organism in Eukaryota, Fungi, Ascomycota, Eurotiomycetes, Eurotiales, Thermoascaceae. The transcript has a single exon. Gene Ontology annotation, molecular function: DNA-binding transcription factor activity, RNA polymerase II-specific; zinc ion binding. The record is from RefSeq and is a predicted model, not a curated record. Gene Ontology annotation, biological process: regulation of DNA-templated transcription.